This is a messenger RNA of Cladocopium goreaui, 2152 nucleotides long. The record is from the annotation of a GenBank genome assembly. Lineage: Eukaryota; Dinophyceae; Suessiales; Symbiodiniaceae.
AUUUAUUGCUUCAAACGGCUCCGCGAUGCCAUGAUUCCAGGGAUUCCAGGGCAGGGCUCUCCUGAGGAGGAUUUGGAAAGCAUCGAGGAUGAAGGCUUAACUGGGGCCGAAGCUCGAAAGAAGAGAAAGCAGAGGCUUGAGGCUCGCGAGGCAGCCCGUCUGCAGCGACUGGCACAGAAGGCUGCAGCAAGGCGUUCCGGGUCUUUUGUGGACGAAAGUGCCGAAGAGUCUCGCGCCAGGAAAAUUGCCGAAAAGGCAACAGCGAGAAGAGCCAAGUUGCAGGCAAAAGCAACAAAUGGUGGCGAAGGGGAGAUGUCACCCAAAGAAGAGGAGCCGAAGGACCUGAAGGAGCCCAGAGAAGCAGAAGCCAAAGCUCCCGAGGCCGAGAAAGAUGAGAAGCCCAAGGAUCCCAAGGAUCCCAAGGAGGAUGUUGCUGAGGAGGGCCCUGAGGAAGGGGAGUUAUCUCCACAAAUGGUUGCGUUUUCCGAAAACGGGCGUGAAGUUGACAAAAAGUCUCUUCGCUCGGACAAAAACCACAAAGACCUUGCAAACGGAGUUGAAAAAAAGAAGAAUUCAGAGGAGAAUGCGGAGGACAAGACAACGAAGCAAGACGACGGGAAGGCCUCCAGACGGCAUGGCGAUCGCCGCACAUCUCCGAGGAACAGACGGCGACACGGUGAGGACCGUGAGAACCGCAAAAGGAGGCGUUCAAGCCGUUCUUCUAGACGAGACAGGAGAGAACGAGAACCCCACCGAAGACAUCUAAGACACGACAGAGAUGCGGAUGUGGACAAGGAUGGCAAGGGGAAAAAAAAUGGAAGGGCUGCCAGGUCACGGUCAGCGAAGCACAAAAGACGUGGAGACAAUGCGAUCUCUCCAGCAAGACCUGCGAAAGGAACCGCUGAGAAUGAGGACAAGGGGAAAAAGAAUGGAAGGGCUGCCAGGUCACGGUCAGCGAAGCACAAAAGACGUGGAGACAAUGCGAUCUCUCCAGCAAGACCUGCGAAAGAGCGGCUUGCAGUUGGUGCUCGAGUUCGAGUAACCGUUGAGAAUGAGGACAAGGAAGGUCUGUACUUCGAUGAUGAUCGGGUUGGAAUCAAAGGCAUGACGGGGGAGAUCACUGAAGAUGACAAGUCUGAGCAACCCUUUCGGGUGAAGCUGAAAAAUGGGAAGCUCAGCUGGUUCAAGGAAGCCUGGUUGGAGGAGUGCGAGUCCAGUUCUUCGUCCUCUUCUUCCUCUUCGUCAGAUUCAUCUUCUGAGGAGGCAGAAGAGGUAGCGGAAGGACAGUCCCCUGAAGAGGAGGUGCCAGCCUUCGCAUGGGAGCGAACUCCAAAGAACCUCCCAGCUGCGGGGAUGGCAGCAUAUGCCAUGAAUGGAGCUGGCAACGUCUCGCCAAUCGCCCAAGAGGUGGAGGCAUUCCUUACUUGCGCAGGUGUUGACGGCGAAGCAGCCCAACGCUUGCGCGUGAUGCCUGCGCACCAACAGCGACUGGUCAUGAAUCGUGGACCUAUUGGUGGCACCCGUGCACCUUCUGCUGUAUUGAUAUCUCGCAUUCGGGAUGCAGAAUUGGGUCGUACUGGUCCACCAGGAUCGGGGAAUAUUCCCGCCAAUGGUGGUGCACCAUCAUCGAACCCUGAGAUCGAAAAACUGAUCUCUAAGUGGAACCUGGAUGCGAAAGCAUCGUUUAUGCUGCGCAGCCUACCAAAUGACAAGCACGAUCUCGUUUUGAAGAUUUCCUUCGAAAAGGCUCGAAAUCCUUCAGCGUACGUUAUCACCCAGAUGAAUUCGCUGUUUGGAGGAAUGCAAGGCAUUCAGGAGCUGCAGAAGAUGCAGCAAGUGGCGAAUGGCAACAGAGAUGUGAUGCAGUCCAAUCCAUUCAACAAGCAAAACUUCAACCUGACAGCUGUGACCAUUUGAUACGCGAGCUGCUUGUUACUGGCUGCGUGGCUUUGUCGUUCACCUGCUGCCAAUGAGAUGUCAAAGUGCAGGGCGAGUUGCGGUGCUGGCACCCUCACGGCCUUCAUUGCCUGUUUCUGUUCUCUCCAAGUUCCCUCCAAAAAUCCUCAGCAUUUCAUCCUACUCCUUAAGACUCCUGAGGCUUUGGAAUAUGUUUUCCUGGCCUUGCUUGGACACGGAUGAAACAAAUUGAAAG